AAAUCUUCUCUUUUAAUUUCUUCCUCAAAAACCCAUCUAGUAAAUUCAUAUAGCUAGUUCAAUCAAACCUUUUUAUUUUUUAUUUUUUAAAAAAAAUGUUAGGGAAAAAGGUGGUAUCAUUGAAGAAGCUAGCAAAAAAAGUGAAGGUUGUUGGUAUUGGAGGUGAAAAAGAAGCUUCUUCAUACAAUGAAUGUUUGUUAAAAGAGAAUGAAGAAGAAGAAGAAUCAUCACCAUCAUCCAACACAAGAAGAACAAGAACACCAACCGGUUAUUUUGCAAUCUAUGUUGGUGAAGAGAGGCAGAGAUAUGUUGUUCCAACAAGCUACCUCACUCACCCUUUGUUCAAGAUCUUGCUUGAGAAAUCAUACAAUGAAUUUGGAUUCUCACAGAGUAAUGGCCUCAUUGUUCCAUGCAAAGUUUCCACAUUUCAAGAGGUUGUUAAUGCUAUAGAAUCCAACAAUGGCAAGUUUGACUUAGCCAAAAUUUUUGAAGAUUUUCUAUAAUAUUAUGUGCCAUCCUUUUUUUUUUUCUUUCUAGUGGGCAAGUGUUAAUAAGAUAUAUAUAGGAUACACUUGGCUAGAAUUAGAAUAUAGACACUUAUGUGCAAUAUGUAUGCAAUUUUCAUAGGUCUCCAAAUCUUGGAGAUAUUAACUUUAAUUAGCUUAUUAUGUUAAAGGUUUUGUUAUGAAUAGUUUUUCAAUUGAAUGAUGUUAUUUGAACAUUAACCGAUAAGUAUUUAU
Messenger RNA from Arachis stenosperma, 740 nucleotides. RefSeq names its product auxin-responsive protein SAUR21. Lineage: Eukaryota; Viridiplantae; Streptophyta; Magnoliopsida; Fabales; Fabaceae. Gene Ontology annotation, biological process: response to auxin. Bases 96 to 503 code for a protein of 135 amino acids. The transcript has a single exon. The record is from RefSeq and is a predicted model, not a curated record.